AUGGCUACGCACCUCCGGAGCGGAAGCGACGCAAAGUCAAGCGGCUCUACCAGCCGCAAGAAACAGCCAAACGACAACAUCGAAAUGGUUCCUACGCGGAGUGCCGAAACAGGAUCCAGCGGCGCUUUCAAGCUCGAUGAGGCAAAUUCCGUUGAAAAGACGGGAUACAUGUUCUCGACGAAGAAGAAGUGGCAGAUUCUGACUGUUGUGGCUUUGUGUCAGACUAGUAUGAAUUACAAUGCAGCAGUCUACUCAAACGCCAUCGGGCACCUCAACACCCACUACAAUCUCGGAACCAAUCACUUCAACAACGCCAGAGCGGGAAUGGCCUGGUUCCUGAUUCUGUACGGAUUCGGAUGCGAACUCUGGGCUCCUUGGUCCGAAGAGUUUGGCCGGUGGCCCAUCAUGCAAGUAUCACUCUUCACUGUCAACAUGUGGCAGAUACUUGCCGGUGCCAGUACUUCCUGGCAUCAAGUACUAAUUGCACGUCUCUUUGGUGGUCUUUGCUCUGCAGGCGGCUCCGUGACCCUUGGAAUGGUUGCCGAUAUGUUUGAGCCUGAAGAGCAGCAGAUGCCCAUUCUCUGGGUCAGUCUGUGGAGUUGUCUGGGCUCCGUCAUCGGUGGCAUUUGUGGUGGUCCCAUUGAGCAGUUCCUGGGCUGGCGCUGGAACUUCUGGAUCCAGCUGAUGCUCGGUGCUACUGUUCAGGCUAUCCACGCGUUUUACGUUCCUGAGACUAGAGCGACGGUUAUGCUCAACAAAGAAGCGAAGAGGCGACGUAAAAUCAAUCCGGACGACAAUGUCGUUGGACCAACUGAAGAGAAAAAACUCGACUGGAAGAAGGUGGGAAGCAUCAUGGGCCGUCCAUACAAGAUGCUUGUUUGCGAGCCCAUUGUUGGGUUCUUAUCGUUGCUGAGUGGGUUCAGCGAUGCACUCAUCUUCAGCUUCCUGGAGUCAUAUGGCUAUGUGUUUGGUGAGAGCGGAUGGGGAUUUACACCCAGCAAGCUUGGACUUGCGCUAUUUGCUCUCUUUAUUGGCUAUUGGCUAGCAGGAGUGAUAUAUUUCCCUAUCAUUAGACGUCACAACCAGUUGCGUACAAAGGGCACGGUACUCAGCCCUGAGAGUCGACUCUCAGCUCUCCGCUGGGUGGUGUUGCUGUUACCGAUCGGCUUGUUUGGAUCAGCUUUCGUCGUCACGGGGCCGCCUCUUCCAUGGAUCGCACCGCUCAUCUUCGCAGUACUCAUCGGCUGUGCCAACCUUGCAAUCUAUUUUGCCACAAUCGACUACAUGGUGGCCGCCUACGGUGGAGAGUAUUCUGCUUCGGCCACCGGCGGCAAUGGUUUCGCUAGAGACGUUCUCGCUGGUAUUUGUUCUUUCUACACCGGCCCAAUGUACAAGAAACUUGGCGUCCAAAACUCUACGUGGGUACUUUUUGCAGUUUCUGCAGGCGUCUGUAUACCAAUGUUUUGGAUCUACAAAUGGGGACCUCGGAUCAGAGCUCGCAGCAAGUAUGCCGAAAAGAUUCAGGAAGAGCGUGAGAAGAAUGCCGCGGCUAAGGAAGCAAUGCAGUCCAGGCGGGAGGCUCUGCUCCAGAUAAACCAGGUACAAGUAUAG
Bipolaris victoriae FI3 is the source of this 1611-nucleotide messenger RNA. RefSeq lists its product as hypothetical. Gene Ontology annotation, biological process: transmembrane transport. Bases 1 to 1611 code for a protein of 536 amino acids. NCBI's taxonomy places the organism in Eukaryota, Fungi, Ascomycota, Dothideomycetes, Pleosporales, Pleosporaceae. Gene Ontology annotation, molecular function: transmembrane transporter activity. The transcript is spliced from 3 exons. The record is from RefSeq and is a predicted model, not a curated record.